This is a messenger RNA of Syngnathus acus (greater pipefish), 6831 nucleotides long. RefSeq names its product rho GTPase-activating protein 21-like. Lineage: Eukaryota; Metazoa; Chordata; Actinopteri; Syngnathiformes; Syngnathidae. Gene Ontology annotation, molecular function: protein binding. The record is from RefSeq and is a predicted model, not a curated record. The transcript has 26 exons. Gene Ontology annotation, biological process: signal transduction. Bases 538 to 5838 code for a protein of 1766 amino acids.
CCAGUUGUCCAGCUUUGCACAGAUGGUCGCGCAGCCAACGGGGAACUUGCUGGAAUACUCGUCUCGCUCCGUGUUUUAAUUGUUAUCAUUGUCGUCUUUUAUCGUUUUUAAUGAUCGGUUAGGGCUGGAGAUGAAUGAACAGCGGAGGUUCCGUUCUGGCCGGGUCGCCGUCAGGAAUGCGUGCCCGCCGAGGGGCGUCUCUCGCUGCUCGAGCCUCCGCUUUUUCUCCAGCCGAGCAGGGAGCGAGCCGCUCCAGCGGGCCGCGGCCGCCGCAGGGGCUCCGCUGGCGGGCUGAGCGCCUGGCAGACGACCCUCUGCUCUCCGGAGCCACCGCCGACUGAACAUGGACCGAAGGCUCUGCGUCCGCAGACCGUCGCCUGGCCCUCGUUCUCUGGAUUCAUAAAAGAGUCACACCUCUACCGGACAUGAGGAAGGAGGAGGGCGUGGAUUCAGAUUUUUCUUUUUGGCCUUUCUCACCCAUCCGAGCUCCAUGCGGCCCCCCACGGACUUGUCCCACCUGAGUGUUUUGACGUGAAAAUGAUGUCGGCGCGCGGGAGCGAGGAGCGUCGACUCCGAGAUGCGCCGUGCAAGAAGGAUGGGCCCGACCGGAGCGAGACCUCGGCUGCGGGCUCUCUCGGGACGGAGGUGGAGCCGUUCUCCUGGCCCGGGCCCAAGACGCUGUGUCUGCGCCGCACCUCGCAAGGCUUCGGCUUCACUCUGCGCCACUUCAUCGUCUACCCGCCCGAGUCGGCCGUGCACAACUCCUUCAAGGAUGAAGACAACGGCAGCCGAGGGAGGCGGCGAAGUCGCCUAGAGCCCAUGGACACCAUUUUCGUCAAGCAAGUGAAGGACGGCGGCCCCGCGCACGGAGCCGGGCUCUGCACAGGCGAUCGCAUCGUGAAGGUGAAUGGCCAGAGCAUCAUCGGCAAGACGUACUCGCAGGUCAUCGCCCUGAUCCAGAACAGCGAUGCAUCGCUGGAGCUCUGUGUGAUGCCAAAGGACGAGGACAUUCUGCAGCUGUUUUCCAGGGACAUCACCGCUCUGGCGUAUUCUCAGGACGCGUACCUGAAAGGAAACGCGGCGUACAGCGGCAAUGCCCACAACAUCCCCCAACCGCCCCCCAUAUGCUACCCUCGGGUCGAGAUCAAGGUGACGGAGGCGAGUGACGGAGGUGACGCCUCGCACCGAAAGGAGAACUACCACCGAGUGGAAAUGCCGCCGCAGACGACGACGGUCUGCGUUUGUCAUGACAAGUCGCCCGUGUGCCUGGCUCGGGCAGGCCCCGACCUCAGGCCUGAGGAGAACCCACGCCGUGCUUCCACUGAGGCGUCUACUUCGCCUCUGGCGUCUUCUCCGCCUCUGGCGUCUUCUCCGCCUCUGGCGUCUUCUCCGCCUCUGGCGUCUUCUCCACCUCUGGCGACUUCGCCACUGCAGCGUCCCGCGGAGGCCCCCGUGCGCCGCCCGAGCCAUCCCGACAGCCCGAGCUCCCUCACCGCUGCCUCGCCGGGCAAGCUAUCAGGCGACGCCGACCGUCGCACCCCCUCUGCAACGCCCGCGUCCUCGCCCUCCCCUCACCAGAACAUUGACUGGAGGACGUACACCACCUACAAGGACUACAUUGACGCCAAGAGGCUCCACACAUACGGCUGCCGCACCAUCCAGGAGCGUUUGGACAGUUUGCGUGCCACCGCCGACCCGGGCUCCGGCUCCGCCUACACUCAGCAGCGCUCAUCAUCUGCGUGUCGUCCAAGAGGCUCGAGCGCCUCUCAGGUCCGGUGGAGGAGCGCAUCGACGGAGCGAGGGCCCAACGGCGGGACCCACGCCACUCCGUUGCGAAGCGCUUCUCAGGAAAGGCUCGGCCGGUUAGAGGCGAGCGGGAAUUGGCCUCGGAGCGCUUCUCAAGACGCGCUGCCAUUCUGCGGUGAAGCUCGCGUGCUCGACCGGCUGGGCCAGAAGGCCGCCGUGCAAAGGGGCUCCUUCGCCACGGAGCGGACGGCUUUGGAGGACCGUCUUCUGCUUUGCCAAGGGGAGGAAGCCAGAGCCAGCAGGCAGGGGGCGGCCCAAAGAGCUCUCGCCGGGCGCGACGCAAAUGGAUUGUCAAACUCCUCUUUGGCGGAUCGAAUGUCUGGCAAACCUCCGUUAAGGACAGACGGCAACCUUUUGAGGUUAAAACCUGUUCAAAAUGCCAUGGUGGAGCCCUUAGCCACCACCAAAACCACAGACUCGCUCAAAGACCAAAGAACUGGUAUCAGCGGAAACCAUGCGGGCUACCCAUCACCCCUGCACCGGGAGCUCCGGACUCGGGCCGACAGUCUGAAGAUGGAGAGCGGGUGGGAAGCCACUUUGGUAGCGAGGUCUUCAUCUUGCUCGGGUCCCUCGUGUCAAGCGGCCACGCAGCGGCUGACGCAAAGUGGCACCGUCCUGUCUGCCGACAUAAACGGAGCCGCGGGUCAAAAGCCAAAGGCUUCGGUGCGGACUAACGGCACGCAAGGACGCGACGCAACGGCGGUCAUCCUGAGGAAGGAGAAAAACUGUGGAGCUUCUCGGCCGCACCCUCCGUCCCGCCUCUUUGCUGUUUGUGAUGAGCGAGGCGCCAAGCCGCCGCCGUUACUGAAGGCCGCCUCUGUCGACGCGGUGGCGUGUUGGACCGACGGCGGCUGCAGGAGGCCAGGGGCCGGCCGACUCAAGGGUGGCUCCCAAAACCUGAACGACUCCCUGGACUCCAUCCCCUUUAUAGAUGAGCCGUCCAGCCCCAGCUUGGAUCUGGACACAAUCAACAUUCCGGCCUCAGCUGUCAUCUCGGCGACGCCCAUCAAGGCCACGUCACCCCUCAUGCGCCGUCACAUGUCACACGACCACGAUUCCCUCCGGCUCGCCGCCAUCGAGUCAGACUCCGGCGGUAAAACGGAGCGCUCGUUGUCGUACGACGAAGGCUUGGAUAACUACCGGGAAGAUGGCGCAGGGAGAUCCUUGAUAACCGGGCUCAAAGGCCUCAAAAAGGCGAUGGACAGGUCGUCGCAAGAUUCCGGAUCCAGGAGGGAUUCGUCAUCGGACGUCUUCUGCGACGCCACCCGGGAGGGUCUGCUGUAUUUCAAGCAGCUGAAUAACGACAAGGGCAAGCGUGUGAGCGGCGGCGGUGGCGCACGCUCCUGGAAGCAGAUGUACGCCGUGCUGCGGGGUCACCAUCUGUGCCUGUACAAGGACAAGAAGGACAGACGGGCACACGGCGAGUGGCGCGCGGGCGACGAGCUGCCGCCCAUCAGCGUGCGGGCCUGCCUCGUCGACAUCUCCUACAGCGACACCAAGCGCAAGAACGUGCUGCGCCUCACCACAUCCGACUGCGAGUACCUCUUCCAGGCCGAGGACCGUGAGGACAUGCUGGCCUGGAUCCAAGUCAUCCAGGAGAGCGGCGACCUGGACGAGGAGAACGCAGCCUUCACCAGCCAUGACCUCAUCAGCCAGAAGAUCCGGGAGUACAACACCUUGAUGAGCCCAACGGGCAGCAAGCCGGAGCCGUCGCCCCGGUCGUCUCGGCAGUCGCUGAGCAUCCGCCACACCCUGCUGGGGGGCAAAGGAGGAGACAGCAAAACUCCCUCUCCGCAUUCACCCAAGCCCGAGCAGGAGAAGAACGUGAUGCACAAAGAUGACACCAGCCCCCCCAGAGACAAAGCCACGUGGCGGAAGGGUAUCCCGGGCCUGAUGAGGAAACCUUUUGAGAGGAAACCAUCUCCCGGCGUGACGUUCGGAGUGAGACUGGAAGACUGUCCGCCUGCGCGCAACAACAAGUUUGUGCCGCUGAUCGUGGAGGUGUGCUGCGAGCUGGUGGAGGAGCGAGGCCUGGAGUACACGGGCAUCUACAGAGUGCCCGGCAACAACGCAGCCAUCUCCAGCAUGCAGGAGGAGCUCAACAACAAGGGCAUGAGCGACGUCCAUCUCCAGGACCAUAAAUGGCGCGAUCUCAACGUGAUCAGCAGCUUGCUCAAGUCGUUCUUCCGGAAGCUGCCCGAGCCUCUCUUCACCAACGACAGCUACGCUGACUUUAUUGAGGCCAACAGAAUAGAAGAACCCGUGGAGAGGCUCAAAGUGAUCAAGAGGCUGCUUCGCCAGCUGCCCGAUCAUCACUACGAAACCCUCAAGUUCCUCUCGGCUCACCUGAAAACGGUGGCGGACAACUCGGAGAAGAACAAGAUGGAACCCAGGAACCUGGCCAUCGUGUUCGGUCCCACCCUGGUGCGGACCACCGAGGACAACAUGACCAACAUGGUGACGCACAUGCCCGACCAGUACAAAAUAGUCGAGACUCUCAUUCAGAAUUACGACUGGUUCUUCACCGAAGGAGGCCACGCAGAGCCCGUGGUGAGGGUUUUGCAGGGGGAGAACGCGGUGGAGUCACAGCCGCUCCCCAACAUCGACCACCUGCUCACCAACAUCGGUCGCACGGGCACGUCGCAGGGCGAAGUAUCGGAUUCUCCCACCAGUGACUCGGCCAAGUCCAAGGGUUCCUGGGGCUCGGGGAAGGAGCAGUGUGGCCGAGAGCUCCUGGUCUCCUCCAUCUUUGCCGCAGCCAGUCGCAAAAGAAAAAAGUCCAAGGAGAAAGUGCAGCCCAGCAGCUCUGAUGAUGACCCGGAUGGCGUUUUCACCAAGAAGGAACUUCCGGGGCAGAAGGGGGACCCGGAGGAGAACGCCCUCAGCAGCGCCAAGGCCAAAGCGGGCGCUAGGAAGGAUCAACAGAACGGUAGAAGCGCCGAGCCCACGCCCAAAGCCAAGAGGGAUCCCUCCCCGGACGUCGGUGGUCGAGGUGUCCCUCAGGGAACAGCCUCCUCCGACCCUCCGUCAUCGUACCUCGGCACCCUCGACUCCGCCGCGUCGUCCGAGCCAAAAGCGCCGACCGCCGGAGCCUCUGUUGAGGUGGACGUGAGCUCCAUCACCUCGGACUACUCCACCACGUCGUCCGUCACCUUCCUGACCGGCGCCGAGUCCCUGGCGUUGAGCCCCGAGCUGCAGGGCGGCGAGGAGGCGGACGACGAACGCAGCGAGCUGGUCAGCGAGGGCCGGCCCAUGGAGACGGACAGCGAGAGCGACUUCCCACUCUUUGUGUUGAGCGCCGCCAGCCAGUCCACGCCCUGCCCCGAGAAGAACGGCGAGGGGGGCAGAACCAAGAUGGAGGGGCGGCGGCUCUUCCCCACUCAGAAGAUGAUGGAGUGCGACACGCUGUCUCGUCGCCGGUCGCUACGGAGCAAGACGGACAGCAAGACGGACAGCGAGUCAUCGGCGGGCGGCGAAGCUCGGGCAGAGGCCUCCUCGCGCCUGGCGCGGGUCCUGGAGGUGAUGAAGAAGGGGCGGUCCACCGGCAGCCUCAGCUCGUCGUCCCGCAGCGAGUCGGAGCGCUCCGAGUCCGACGCGUGGCACCUCAAGAUCACCGAGCGCCUCAAGUUCCGGCUGCGCUCCUCCUCAGACGACAUAUGCCAACCCAAGAGCCGCGCCCCCGACGUCAGACGAAAGAACAUCCGUCGGCGCCACACCAUGGGCGGCCAAAGGGACUUUGCCGAGCUCGUCCACGACUGGCGAGAGCAAGGCGGCGCCGACCGGACGGCUGACCUGUCGCUGCCGGACCGCCUGAAACCCAGACGGGCCUCGCAGGACUUCAGCAUCCACGACUGGCUCGGCGGGGAUCGUGGCCGAAAGGGCCAAAAUGGGCCGCCGCCGAACACUGAGGUGGUGCCCGAUGCUGCCCCCGAAAACGCGGUGGCCACCAACGGCAAAAGCGGCGACGACGCACACCCUUACAAACUGUCGGAGGCGCAGGUGGUGUGCUCGCGCUUCUACCAGUACCUUUGACCCGGGCCCCCCCCCCAAUACCUGGAUAAAUGUGCAAAGGUGCACUCUCAGCUGCACAGUAGUUUUGUUGUGUAAAUAACGUGUACAGCUGCCAUGAUUGUGAUGGCAAACUUCACUAAUCGCUAGCCAGACUGGAACUUCCUGCUGCAUGUGCGCACCAACCCCAAUUUCUUCUGUUAUUUUUACCCCCUCAAACGAAUGUACAACUCUCAUACUUGGACAAUGUACGGAGUUCCUCCACUAUUCACAGGAAAUAUAUUUUUAAUUCCCUAUACUUGCCACAAGGUGUCCAAAUCGGUUUGUCUCAGCUCACACAGAAAACCAGCCACCAGAUGGCGCCAGAGUAAGGCGUUUAUUUCUUUGGCCAUUUUUUGCCAAGAAAGAAAAUACGUAGAAAAAGAAACGAUUUUUAAACCACGACUAUGCGGGGAUACAUUGUCCAUGUGCUAGAAGAAACAUUAUGUGGACAUAAGUACUGGGACCUCUCAAUCAAGUGGCUAAACUGGAGCCUUAAUUCCAAAUCAGAAGCAAAAAAUUAUCCUAACUUUGGUCACAUGGUACAAGCGGGGCGCGUGUUGUGGGAAUGUCUCUGUUUUUACCUCACAUACGCAACAGCGAGAGAUUAGUUAGCCAAAUAUAUUCAAAUUUUAACAAAUAAAAUGAAAUGUAACAAUAAUGACAGAGUACGAGGAUGCAAUAUUUUUGCCUAUGGUCCUUUUUUCUAUUUCCAAUCUCUGUCCAGUUAUUGUCCCAAACAGACAUCAGGUCAAUGUAUGUUGUUGUCCUCCCAAAAGUGCCUCUUUUUUCCCCGUUUUGUAACUUUCUAUAAAACGUUGUUUAUAAGAAGGAAUUUGAGACAGGUUAAGCUCUUUUUAUUUCUUCGUUCGGAAUGUUUCUCCAAAAACAUGAAGCAGUCGCAUGUGUCUCGUCAGCACAAACGCUAGUGCAAUGUCCCCCUCGAAGAACACUGGAAAUAAAUCAUUACUAUGAUGA